CGUCAUCGUGCUUGGUUGGAAAGUAAAUCAAAUUGAAUAAAAGCGGAAUUAUAUGGAAUAAAAAUAAUAAAAUGUCAUCUUACUUCAGUAACGACACAGACAUAUUGAUCAUCGACGCAACAUUCACAGCUGAUUUCAUUUUCGGUACAAUUUGGAUCAACUUUUGUUUAGUUUUCGUGGGAUCGGUGGCAAACGUGAUUAACUGUGUGAUUUUCUCCAAGCAUGGCUUCAAGGAUACCGUCAACAUCAGCCUCUUCGCGUUAGCGGUCUCAGACCUGUGCUCGCUCCUGCCCUUGGUGUGGCACGGUUUACUAGUCGAUCCCAGAUUUCUCGGUACGAACGUUGAUUUCAUUGGUGCCGAAGUCCAGUUUCUGUCCGCGGGAUGGCCGCACACGAUCUUCACCAAGGUGACCAGCUGGGUCACGGCGUUCAUCAUGUUCGAAAGAUGCCUCUGCAUCGCCAUACCUUUGAAAGUCAAAACGGUUCUGACGACGUCUCGUGUCAAACUUUGUCUGGUCUCGAUCUACGUCAUUGUCUUAGCCGGGGUGGUCCCAACCUACGCUACGCACAGCAUCGGUUGGAAGUUCUACCCGGAAUACAAUCGCAGCUUGGUGGGGUUGAAGCUGACCGAGAACUCAUGGGAGGUCACCAAAAUUUCCAACGUUAUUAACAACCCCUUGUCGUCGUUCAGCUCAUUUGGGUUGGUGUUGUUCUGCACCGUUAUCAUCACGAUUCAACUCAACAGGAAGACGAAAUGGCGGGAAGGAACUUCCACCACAGGGUCUGGGGACAAAGGGAGUAACUCCUCCAAAGAUCGCCGCGCGGUCAAGAUGGUCACAGUUGUCUCUGUCAUAUUUCUGGUCAGCGUGACCCCGUCCAUCAUCGUCGUUAUCGUAUCAGUGAAAGAGUUUGAAUUCACCCUGACGGGGAAGUAUAGAAAUUUAUUUUAUGUGGCUUACAGUAUUACCUUUGUGUUGGAGGCCUUAAACUCUAGUGUAAAUAUUUUGGUCUACUACAACAUGAACAGUCGGUACAGGAAAACUUUUAAGAAUAUGUUUUAUUUUAAUGGUACGAAAACGGUUUAAUUUAUGUACUGACGAAAUCUGGGUUAGGUUAUAAUUAUUUAAUUUUUUUGUAUGUAGCAUAUCACCAAGGCUUAGACCGGGAAAUUUCACCAAGAAGUUUUAGUGAUAACAUAAAAAUUGUUUGUGCAUUUUUCAUAUACAAUUUAAGGAGUUGGUUUUUAUUGAUCAUUUUAGG
Molecule: messenger RNA, 1260 nt
Organism: Lymnaea stagnalis (great pond snail)
Lineage: Eukaryota; Metazoa; Mollusca; Gastropoda; Lymnaeidae
Source: the annotation of a GenBank genome assembly